GAACAUCUCGCCGUAUCGAAAACACGGGUGAACUGUCUCAGGCUGGUGAAACCGGUGUCAGCUGGCCGUAAAGGAGCUCGCAUCUGCCAAACAAAGCGUGACAUAUUCGUUCCACGCGUCACGGCGGUUGCUGUCUCUGGUCGUCGACGCGUCUAGCAUCUUCUGGAUUAUGCGGAAGCAUUGAGAAGCAUGGUGGGAAUAGCAAGUGAACAAAGAAAUCAUAUUCUCCGCAUCCGGUCGUUGAAAGACAAAGCGUUCUCGCCUGCAUUGUCUCUACCUGGAAGACAAGCAUUUGCGAAACAUGCUCGUCGAUGUCUCAUAUUCGUGGGAACCCCGAACAAGCCGGGAACUUCUCGUUGUCUUGGUCAAUUGUCAUCAACACAAACAGCUUGCUGCGUGUUCUUUGUCGAAAAAGACAUAUACGCGCCGUCUUCUCCCUUCCUGCUCCUCUUCUCGUUCCUCACGCCGGGGGAUGGUGUUGUCCAUCUCUGCACCAUUCAAUAUAAUCCAUUCACUCACUCAUAUAGCCAAUGUGAAGGCUGCGUUGCUGCAGUGACAGCAUGGGGGGACUGUGCGCGUCGCGUUUCAGGUAUGUUCUGUGACGUUCGACCAGCCACUCCUUUUCGCACCUUCCACAUUCGGUGGUGUAUAAAUUCUUGCUCCUCCUCCCCUACACCUUUAACACCACUCUCCGACAUCGACACCAGCACAUCCCGCAACCCCUUCCAUCAUCGACGUCCAUCUCCAUCACCAUCAGCUUAUACCAACCACAGUCCUCCUGAACGCAGCAAACAUGCAAGGUGAGCCCUGAAGAACUGGCACGCAACCCUUUGAAGAUGCUGACCGCUCGAGCAGCACAAUCAGCCACUCCCGCGCAGGCUCCUGCUCCUGCACCAGCACCUGUCGCAACGA
Molecule: messenger RNA, 912 nt
Organism: Neohortaea acidophila
Lineage: Eukaryota; Fungi; Ascomycota; Dothideomycetes; Mycosphaerellales; Teratosphaeriaceae
Exons: 1
Coding region: 190-804 (204 amino acids)
Source: RefSeq, a predicted model, not a curated record